CGUCAGAUCUGCGCAAAGCAUCUUCAACAGACACAACAGCCCUCGAGUACACGAAAAAAGCAAAGCCCCAAAAAUGGACAGCGAUGAUGACAACAUGGAAGAAGUGGUGGAAGGGCCACUGGAUGAGGACGACCAACCUCACGGUUUUUGUACUGUAACCUACUCAUCCAGCGACAGAUUUGAAGGACUCUUUGUUCACGGGGAGAAGAAUGGAAAAGGCAAAUUCUUCUUUUUUGAUGGGAGUACGCUGGAGGGUUUCUAUGUGGACGAUGCUUUGCAGGGCCAGGCUAUUUACACAUAUGAGGAUGGAGGUGCUUUACAUGGGACUUAUGCAGACGGCGAGCUCAAUGGACCUGCUCAGGAGUUUGAUCUAGAAGGUCACCUUGUCUUUAGAGGCCAGUACAAGGACAACAUCCGCUGUGGCAUGUGCUGGACCUACUAUCCGGAUGGUGGCUGUGUGGUGGGGGAGGUGAAUAAGGAUGGAGAGAUGACCGGAAAUGCUGUGGCCUAUCUCUACCCUGAUGGGUCUACUGCACUAUAUGGCACCUUCGUAGAUGGAGAACUCAUUGAGGCCCGACUUGCCACUCUUACCAUGCGAGAGAGCGGCAGACCACACUUCACGGUUAAUCCAGACAGUACUGUUUAUUGCUAUGAUAAAUCUACUUCUUCCUGUAUCGCUGGUCAUAAACUGUUCCCUGACCCCUACGAAAGUCAACGUGUUUACGUGGGACAGACACUUAUCUCUGGAGCUGGAGAAGGACUGUUUGCAAAAACUGAAGCCAAGGCCGACACUGUGAUGGCUUUUUAUAAUGGUGUCCGCAUCACACAUUCAGAGGUGGACAGUCGUGACUGGUCUCUGAAUGGAAACACAAUUUCAUUUGAUGACGACACAGUGAUUGAUGUUCCUGAACCUUUCAACCUGACUGAGAAUUAUUGCGCAUCUCUGGGCCACAAGGCCAAUCACUCCUUCACCCCCAACUGCAAAUAUGACCCGUUCAUCCACCCUCGUUUUGGGAAAAUAAAAUGCAUCCGAGCAAUCUGUGCUAUACAGAAGGAUGAGGAACUCACUGUCGCUUAUGGUUAUGACCAUGAACCAUCGGGAAAAUCUGGUCCAGAGGCACCCGAAUGGUACACAAAGCAGUUGCAGGAGUUUCAGCAAAGAGAAUCAGGAAAAGAGACUGAAGAAACCUGCUAAUUUCCUUCUCACCGCCAAAGCAUCAUCCCUUCCAACCAGCACUUCCAUCAGAGACUAAUUCUAUCCUUUGACUUUCUAAUAGUGUACAAAUACUAACAAAUAAUUACUUUUUUAGGUAUUCUGUUACAAUUUCCUCUUUCUGAAUGUAUCCUGGUCUGUUUACAAGGAUUGUAACUGUGAAAAUACCCGCUCAGAUCAUUGAGUAAGCUGCAAAAUUGUAUGGUUCUACACUGUGGAAGGACUAUUAUGUGGUUGGCCACUGUGUUGGUGAAUAUUAAUUGGAAAUGGGCAAGUGAUCGAUAAGGCAUUAAGCUGUGGAGUGGGAAUGUAAUAAAGAUUACUGUAACUAUUCCUUGGGAUCUUCUAUGAAGUAUUAAACCAGUCUCUUACUGCU
Messenger RNA from Triplophysa dalaica, 1589 nucleotides. RefSeq names its product SET domain containing 7, histone lysine methyltransferase (gene setd7). Lineage: Eukaryota; Metazoa; Chordata; Actinopteri; Cypriniformes; Nemacheilidae. The transcript is spliced from 8 exons. Gene Ontology annotation, molecular function: protein binding; histone H3K4 monomethyltransferase activity. Gene Ontology annotation, biological process: regulation of DNA-templated transcription. Bases 74 to 1195 code for a protein of 373 amino acids. Gene Ontology annotation, cellular component: chromosome. The record is from RefSeq and is a predicted model, not a curated record.